Messenger RNA from Pectinophora gossypiella (pink bollworm), 4376 nucleotides. RefSeq names its product grpE protein homolog, mitochondrial (gene Roe1). Gene Ontology annotation, molecular function: protein-folding chaperone binding; protein homodimerization activity; adenyl-nucleotide exchange factor activity. The coding region runs from base 105 to 803 and encodes 232 amino acids. NCBI's taxonomy places the organism in Eukaryota, Metazoa, Arthropoda, Insecta, Lepidoptera, Gelechiidae. The transcript has 6 exons. Gene Ontology annotation, cellular component: PAM complex, Tim23 associated import motor. Gene Ontology annotation, biological process: protein folding; protein import into mitochondrial matrix. The record is from RefSeq and is a predicted model, not a curated record.
AACUUUGUCUACUGCACAAAAAUUGACAGAUAAGAAUUCUUGGCAUAACCUCUUUCAGCGAUUUUGUUUCAAAAAUCUUUAGAAAUUAUAAUUUUGCUAACAUAAUGGCUUCGUUGAAGGUGUAUUCGGUGGGUAGGCUGGCCAAAUACGUGACAGACUCCACUCUCAGGAAUCUACGAAGCAGUGUGUACAGAAGCACAGUCCACUACAGCACAGAGGAGCAGCGAGCGGACACGGAGGGAGAGAAGGCGCCCCCCCUGCCCGCCACUGUUGAGGAGUGCCACAAGAAGAUUGAGGAGCUCACCACCGAGCUUACUGCCGUCAGACAACAGGCCAAAGACUUAGACGACAAGUACAAGCGAGCGCUGGCGGACGGCGAGAACACGCGGCGCCGCAUGAUGAAGCAGGUGGAGGACGCGAAGGCCUUCGCCAUACAGAGCUUCUGCAAGGACCUCCUAGAUGUGGCGGACACGCUGGCCGCGGCGGCAGAGUCGGUUCCCGAGACGGAGCUGUCUGAGGGCGGCGCGGGCGAGGCGGGCGGCGCCGCUGCCGCCCUGCGCCAGCUGCACGACGGCGUGCGGCUCACGCGCGCUCAGCUCACGCAGGUGUUCAGUCGACACGGAUUGGUGGCCGUGUCGCCGCUGCGUGAGAAGUUCGACCCCAACCUGCACGAAGCGCUAUUCCAACAGGAGGUUGAAGGCGCGGAAGCGGGCACAGUGGUGGCGGUGAGCAAAGUUGGUUAUAAAUUGCACGAACGCUGCGUGCGCCCCGCACUCGUCGGCGUCGCCAAGCCAUCCUCCUAGUGACUUGUCACAAUUUCGUCACUUGUGACCUGUCACAACCUCGUCACUUGUGACAUGUCACAAAUCACUUGUGACACGUUGACAUUGUCAUACUUAGCCCGUGGCAUGUCGACUGUAAAAUCACUUGUGACAUGUUGACAUUGUCAUACUUAGCCUCUGUCAUGUCGACUAUGUGACAAAUCACUUGUGACACUUUGACAUUGUCAUACUUAGCCCGUGUCAUGUCGACUAUGUGACAAAUCAGUUGUGACAUGUUGACAUUGUCAUACUUAGCCCGUGUCAUGUCGACUAUGUGACAAAUCCAACACACUUGUUGACAAUGUGACAUAAAUUAUUCUGACGCUAUUGUUGAUAAUAAUUCCAAACAAUGAGGGAUUUUCCAAUCGGCGUUCCCCAAAAACACGAUAGAUGGCGUUGUUAAGUUUUUUCUUCGUUUAAACUUCUAAUUUCAUGGGUAACAGACAUAUUAUGCAUCUUUUAUCUUUGUUUUUGAGUAUAAAUGAUGACCCUUUUUAUUACACCAAAGUACAAUUACAACUUCCACCCUUAUUCUGAUCAAAAUAAAGAGAAGCAAUAUAGGUAGCAACAUCAUUCUAUACAAAAUGUGAUUCAAAUAUGAAGCAACAAUUAGUUUUAUAUAUGCUUCUGCCGUAACAUUUCAUUUUUGAACAAUUAUGUACCCCAGCAAUGAGAAAGUAGGUAAUUAUCACUUUAAAUCUAUCGUGUGUUUGGGGAACUUCGAUUGGAAAGACCAUCAUUGCGUGUAAUGUCGGGUUUUUAAGGACUGUAAUUGUUAACUUCGUUAUGACCGUGCCAUUGCAAUGAUUUUGGCACAAUUCCUUACCCCGUGCGCCAUUAUCGUGAGGUGACUCGGUCAAAUGUUAGAACCCGGUCUCGGUCAAAGGUGAUACCGUCAAACUAAAAGUUAUUUACAGUGAUGCAUAUCAAUACUGUACGGUCACGAGCAUUAAUAUGUAUACACUUUGGUACCAUGUCACAUUAACUUUUUGACAAAUUGAACUGUAAGUCUCACUAAAUGUCAAAUAUGCUAGUGCGACAGAGUCCUAAAGUGGGUACAUUAUAUUGCUCAUGACUGUACAAACCGCAAAAAAUAUGAAAAUUUCUGUUGUAUACUUAAAAAAAACCUUGAAUUUUGUAACAAUUUGUUAUGAGGAACUUUUCAGGGUACGUUCCUAAAAAUAAAUACAGAUGGCGCUGUACAGUUUUUGUUUCGUUUAACCUUCCAAUAUCACAGACAUGCAUCUUUUAUCUUUGUUUUCGGGUAUAAAUGAUGAGCCUUUUUAUUACAACCAGGCACAAUUACAUCUUCUACUCAUACAUUGUUUUAAGUUUACGCGGUUAUUAUCAUAAUUAACUAAUUAUCGACCAUGUGGAAUCCAGUAGUAGGUGUUGUAAAAAGCUUGAAACGGCCUAAUGUGGUGAAAAAACGUGAGGACACAGUGAGUGCGGUUUGUCGUAGUGAGUUUGGUGCGAGUUCAGAUGGUUCCGAACAUUCCGAUAUCAAAAACAUAAACAAGCGGCAAAGAAAGAGGGUAGACAGAUAUGUCUGCCCGUAGAAAAUUAUGGAUCUACCUACUCCACUCCAAUCUCAUCAGUCAUCCCGUGAUCAUGGCACUUGCAACAUUGUCGAAAUAUCGGGAGUCUCAUAUCCCCAUUUAAACGCGGUAAGAACCCGUUAUUAUGUGUUUUAAUUAUCUUCUACUCAUUAUUAUUGUGAUGAAAAUAAAGAGAAGCAAUAUAGGUAGCAACAUAAUUAUAUAGAUAAUGUGAUCCAAAUAUCAAGUAACAAUUAUUAUUUUUAUAUAUUCUGCUGCCAUUAUAUUGUAUUUUGGAAUAAGUAUGUAUCCGAUUAUUCAGAAAAUAGGUAGGCAAAUAUCACAAUUGUUUUGGUGAACGUAGCUUGGAAAGUACCUCAUUGUAACGUCACUGACUUAUUCGAUGUUGUGAUAUUAAUAAAAAUAUAUUUUCAAUAUUUUCCAUUAUGAAAACUUUUAUAAUUUGCGCACAAACUAUCCUUGUUUAUGUCAUGGCGAUCUUUGUGACAUUGUAGCUAUUUUUGUGACAUUGUAGCUAUUUUUGUGACAUUGUAGCUAUCUUUGUGACAUUGUAGCUAUCUUUGUGACAUUGUAGCUAUUUUUGUGACAUUAUAGCUAUUUGUGUGACAUUGUAGCUAUUUUUGUGACAUUGUAGCUAUUUUUGUGACAAUGUGACAUGGCCAUUUUUGUGACGUUGACCUUUGUGACACAGCAGUGUACGGUCACGAGUACUAAUACGUAUACACUUUGAUACCAUGUCAUGUUAAAUUUUUGACAAAUUGAACCGUAAGUCCCAUUAAAUGUCAAGUAUGACAGUGCGACAGGGUUCUAAAGUGGGUACAUGAUAUUGCUCAUGACUGUACUCAGUGGCGGGCCUAAGGCCGCCACAGUGAGUUAUGAAUUUUAUAAGUCUGAAAUAUUAACUGGUCACUCACAAGGCAACGCUCUCCUGUUAUGGCCCGGGACAGUGGUUCUCAAAUGCUAUCACUGGCAUGGUAGGCGUUUAACACGUGUAUAUCGAUUAUCGAGUGAUUUAUAAUGCAUUUAUAUGUAAAAAAGUUGUGCACCCCCUCGAUUUGUGUUCCAAAGAUUACUAUUAUUAUUGCGUAUGGCAGACAAAAAUAAAAUAUCCUGCGUGGAUCAUAUAUCCAGCUGAAGCUCCCCUAACCAAGUCUCUGCCGCAUCCGUCACACAAUGCAGCUCGGCUAUACCACCUGGGAACCGGUGCAGAGGGCACUCGUUCACUAUGUGAGAUAUGGUUUGAUCUGGGUGACCACAUUCACAGUAUGGCGGGCGACUCCUUUAUAUUAUUAUAUUAUUUCCGGGAUAAAUAGUUCUCUUUUUCGAUAAUAAUUUUAACGAACACAAAGUGUAACUAGUGGUAGUGGUUGAUUUAAAACAACAUCACGCCUGAGUCCCUGAAGGGUAGGCAGAGCUGUAUUUACCAUCAGAUGAGAUUGUGGUCAAAUGUUUGCUUAUCUUCCUACCUUACAAAAUUCGCAAAAACAUCAAAGGUUAGUAAGGCUGGCAGAGGAAGACCUAGAAGGACGUACAUUGACCAAAUUGGAGAUGUCUUUAGAAAAGGUUCAGUACGAUCUACUCUGAACCGGCGUGCGUGUAUGAAACGAUUGAUGAAUGAGAAGUGUCAGGAUCGAAGCAAAGGGAAUUCCAUAGUCUCUGCUUACCCCGGUGGGGAAAAGGCGUGAGUUUAUAUAUAUGUUCGUACAAAAAUUCCCACCCACAAUAUCACUUGUGUAUUUAACGCUAAGUUUGUAUGGUAUAUAAUCUGCAAUUUGUAUGGAACCCAAUUAUGAUACGGCAUUAGUAGACUUAGAACUUUCCAAUUCAUGAAAUGUAUGAUUUUGUAUGGUACAGAACUAGGCUCCUUUCCCAGCGUUUUAAGUCCAUACAAAAAUGUAUGGUGUCAAUUUUUGUAUGGAAGCGCGGGAGCGGAGGGUAGUUCUACUUGGUGUUCGGAGGUAGUUGUUGAUUAAAUAAAAAAUGAAUUUAUUGUUUA